AUGUUCGCCGACGCGAGCCGCGCGCGCGACCAAGUCAGGACGUUGCUCAUCUCCAGCGCGGUCGCCGCGCUCUGCGUCGUCGCGACGUGGCUCGACCCGUGGCUCCUGAAGCCGCCGAUACUGAAAACGCUCGGGUUCAGGCGCGUUCACGUUUAUUACGCCGGUCCCCAUACGACCGCGUCCGCGCGAUGUGAACGCCGAUCCUUAAGGACUUUACUUCCCGGCGUCUGUUUGCAUCUCUCCGCCCAUCACCCCUCGCUACUUUCAAUCCAAAUACACGCCUCGACGCCUUUCAACUCCGCUUCUGACGCCCGCCUUUCAACUCCACCCCGAUGUCAUCGCUUCGUAUUGGCAAACACCCUCAGCGCGUUGGCGAGGUGGGGGUGGGGCGUGCGGCUCGACGCGACGCUCGUCGGCGGCGGCGUGCUCAUGGGUCCCAAGGUGGGGGUCUCGAUCCUCUUCGGGGCGAUCGUCGCGUGGGGGUUCGUGGGGCCGCACGCGGAGGCGAUGGGGUGGGUGAGCGGGGACCCGCUGUCGAUGAAAGGCGGCGCGCGGGGGUUGUUGUUGUGGCCGGGGGUCGCGGCGAUGGUGGUGGAUUCGCUCGCGCAGCUGGCGAUCGCGACGGCGAGGAGUAAUAAGGGCAGCGGCGGCGGCGGCGGCGGGAGAGGCCUUCCCGGGAAAGGGUCAUUGGGCGGCGUCGGUGGGGACGGCGAUGCACGCGUCGAGUGGGAUUACGAGUACGGCGACGGACGGGUCGCACAUACGGGAGGAGGUAACCUAGAUAUGGACGACGGCGGCGGGAGGCGCGCGGCGGCGGCGUCCGGGGCGAUUUCUACUUCGAAACUCGCGGGCCCGACGCUCGUCGGCUGGGGCGGGUUGGAGUCCGGGCGGUCCUCCAUCGACGACGCCGAUAUAGGUAUGGACGACGCGCGACCGCUCGUGAUUUCGUCCACGUCAUCAAGCAGCACUACCACCACCGCACCGGGCGUCGUCGUCGCGCGGGAUCACCACGACGUCAUCCCGGCGUGGUGGUGGAAAGCCGGCGUCGCCGCCGGCGGCGCGUGCACCGCGAUCAUCCUCAACCGAAACUUCGACAUGGCGCCGUGGCAGCCCGCGCUCGCGCUUCCGGUCGCCGGCGUCAUGUCCUACAUCGCGGUCCGGUGCACCGGGGAGACGGACAUAAACCCGAUCGGCCCGAUGGGUAAGGUGAUACAGCUCGUGUUCGCGCUCGCGGCGCCGGGGGAGGUGGUGACGAAUCUCAUGGCCGCCGCCGUCGCGUGCGGCGGCGCGGGGCAAGCCGGCGACCUCAUGCACGACUUCAAGGCUGGUCUGAUGAUGCGAUUGUCCCCGCGUAAACAACUCAUCGCGCAGCUGUUGGGGAUCCCCGUCGGUAUUCUCGGCGCGGUGCCCGCGUACGUGCUGUUUCGGGACGUGUACCCGCUCGGGGGCGAGCAGUUCCCGGCGCCGGCGGCUGUGGCGUGGAAAGCCGUUGCGGAGGUGCUCACGAAUCGGUCCAGCGCCGGCGGCGGCGGCGGGAUCGGGGGGUUACCGAGCGAGGCGAAAGCGUUGAUGCAACUCGCAGCCUGCUGCACGAUCUUCGUGCGGCUCGUGGAGGUGUUCGGGAGGGAUGGACACAGGAGGGGGUGGGCGUGGGUGCGUCACUUGCCGAGCCCCACGAGCGCCGGGAUCGCGUUCAUCAUCCCGCCCGAGUUUUCCGUCGUCAUCGCCGCGAGCGCGAGCGCGAGCGGGUGGUGGCGGAGGAGGAGGCCGACGCAGCACGAGGACCACGCGAACGUGAUGGCUAGCGGGUUGUUGGCGGGCGCGGGGGUCAUGGGCGUCGUCACCGCGAUGGCGUCGAUGGCGUUGGGGGUCGGGGAUGUGACGCAGUAGUCAAAAUCUUUAUCACUCAUUUAGUCAAUCAAGCACUUAGGCAAAGAUUUAGGC
Micromonas pusilla CCMP1545 is the source of this 1944-nucleotide messenger RNA. RefSeq names its product oligopeptide transporter family. The transcript has a single exon. Gene Ontology annotation, molecular function: oligopeptide transmembrane transporter activity. Bases 1 to 1890 code for a protein of 629 amino acids. The record is from RefSeq and is a predicted model, not a curated record. Gene Ontology annotation, cellular component: membrane. Lineage: Eukaryota; Viridiplantae; Chlorophyta; Mamiellophyceae; Mamiellales; Mamiellaceae.